AUGUACAGCAGCAAUCCAUAUGCUCAAGCCGGAUGGUACAAUCCAGAGAACCCAAUGUCAAUUAAUUCAAGAACAUUGAACGCAGCCUAUGUCCCUUCAGUGUUCGGUGCAUUACCUGCGGUCGAUUCUUCGUCGGAGGGACGCCUUUUAACGUUUAACAUGGGUUUAAAUAAUCCCGAUAUCUUAAAUUGCUCAAUAUGCGGGCCAACUGGGACACCAUACAUAGAGAUUACCAGCGAUUACAACUCCGCGCCUUGUACUUUCUUUCGCAAGCGGGAUGGAACUGUGCUGGCGCACAUAGAAUGGACAACAAGGCCAAUGGUAUCGAUACCUGGAAUCGUCAAUAAACAGCCUAUUAGCCAAUGGCUAACAUUGUCUAUUGAUAGGAGGUCGCGUAUGAUGGUAUCCAGAGACAAACCUUUUACUUGGGUGCCUAAGGAUAACCAAAUCGCACUAUUUGCAAAUGAACCGGCAUUCAGGGAUCCAUUGGCAACAAUUUCCAGAAUCAGAAACCUUGUAACGUUGAAGUUGUCUACAGAGGCUGUAACAGCUGGCUUGCUAGAAUCAUGCAUUGUAGCAACCGUGCUGCUACAGUCCGGGCGUAACAUUGAUUAG
Molecule: messenger RNA, 615 nt
Organism: Psilocybe cubensis
Lineage: Eukaryota; Fungi; Basidiomycota; Agaricomycetes; Agaricales; Agrocybaceae
Exons: 3
Coding region: 1-615 (204 amino acids)
Source: RefSeq, a predicted model, not a curated record